This is a messenger RNA of Thamnophis sirtalis, 1133 nucleotides long. Lineage: Eukaryota; Metazoa; Chordata; Lepidosauria; Squamata; Natricidae. The record is from RefSeq and is a predicted model, not a curated record.
GUCAAGCUGGGAACUUCCAGACUUGAGAGAAGGACGUGUAAAAGCCAUCAGUGACUCUGAUGGAGUGAGCUAUCCCUGGUAUGGGAACACCACAGAAACUGUUACCCUGAUUGGCCCUACCAAUAAAGUUUCCAGGUUUUCAGUCAGUAUGAAUGACAAUUUUUAUCCUAGUGUGACAUGGGCUGUCCCUGUGAGCGAUAGCAAUGUGCCACUAUUGACUAGGAUCAAACGGGACCAAAGUUUUACUACAUGGUUAGUGGCCAUGAAUAUGACUACUAAGGAAAAAAUAAUUUUGCAGACUAUAAAAUGGAGGAUGAGAGUAGACAUUGAAGUUGAUCCCAUGCAGCUCUUGGGCAAGCGAGCCCGCCUCGUGGGGAAAGCUCAACAGGAACAGCCUAAGAUUUUGAGCCGAAUGGAACCCAUCCCACCAAAUGCACUAGUGAAACCCAAUGCCAAUGAUGCCCAGGUCCUCAUGUGGAGGCCUAAGAGAGGUCUGCCUUUGGUAGUGAUACCACCAAAAUAAAAAAUAAAAAUGCAUUUAAAUGAGAACUUUUGCCACUCUAGAAUGGAUAUCUGAGCCAAAGAAGACCUUUCAGAUUCACCUGCCUUUUGUUACUGCAAGUGUGAAGAGGGCUUCUUCAAUAUAGUGUUAGAUGGCAAUGGCCAAGUAUGUGCCAUUGCAGAAUAGUUGAAUUCCUGGACUUUGGAAGAAGAAAUGUUAUUCUACACUUUCAGGGGCAUUCUCAUGAAGAAGAAAGUUUCUAUUCUUAAUCUUGAAAUAUAAUGAAUAUGAAUAUAAUUUUCAGUGCCUGUGGCUAAUGCUGCUUCCCAACCAAUUAAAUGUGAUUAUAAAGACUGUUCUUAUGAGAUAUUUAUGGACUCCUAUUGUCUUGCUUGAUUUCUGCUGGUUUAGGACAGGAAGGGAUGGCAAAUUACCACAUUAUAGCUAUGCAUUUUAAUUGAUAAUCAAAAUGAUCAGUCUGCUCAUUGGAAUGAAGAGAAUGUUUACAAAAAGCAAAUACUGUCAGUUUAAUCUCAUCAGUAUAAAAAGAGCAGUUCUAUUCACGAGGAACUAUCCAUAGUGCUGAAUUUUGAAAAUCAGGACCUUCAUCUAAUCAACUUCUUUCUGGGGC